GAUAUAUUGAUAUAUUUUUCACAUCCCUAUUGAAAACAAACUACAAUAAUAAAUAAAAAUAAAUGUAGUUAAUGCAAUUGUAUAUUUUUGAUACGAUAAUAUGUUUAUGAUUAUAUGAUAGGAGGACUUAAUCACAUUUAGCAAAAUGGAAAUUGGCAACGAGCAGUCCUAUAAGGACUUUUUCGACAAGUUGCGGAGUGAUUCGGGCCCCCGAAACUUGCGCCAGAUCUUCGAGGACGAUGAUCGCCCAUUAGAGACCGAAUCGCCCAGUUUGCGUUAUCAGCCGGGCAGUUCCAAGAAACCACAGGGUAUUAAAAAACCCCCGAUUACCAGGAGUAGUACUGCGGAUAAGGGUGAUCCUCCAGCCUCCACAUGGAACACGGUGAUUGCCAAGGUGGUGCAUGCCUAUCAGGGCAACCAGAACGUGGGUCGCGUGGGAUGCGCUCUAUCGAUUUUGGGCGAGAUGGAGGCUUCCAAACUGAUUGUAUAUAAGAGCAAAAACCAAGUGCUGACCACCCUGCAAUUGACACCUCGUGGCGGAAAGGUUAUCCUGCGGGAGUCCUAUCUUCAGUUCUAUGACGACGAGCAGCAUUUCUGGAGCCUACGGUUCGACAAGGAACCGGAUGAGCGUGAAUUUGUACGGCUUAUGAUGAAGAACAAACUGCCAAUGGAGCACUUUCUUAGCGAGGUUUCAUCCUCUAGCUCGGGAUCACCAUCCUGUGAGGAUUUGUCCAAGUCUGGCGAGCAGUCCAGGAGUUCCAGGGCCAAUCCUCCACAGCCGCAGCCGCGUUUACGCAUGGGAAUUCCGUCUCCGGAGAAGCUGGAGGACGAGGCACCCGAACAGGAGCAGGACGAAGCCCCUGCAGACGAGGAUGUGAUAGUCACACCACUGCCGCGACCCAUAGGCUCAUCAAAUGCCCAACACCGGAACACCGGUUCCAGCUCCCUGGCGGUGGCCACAGCUGGAAAAACUCCUCCUGACAAUCCCCUGGCUGUCAAAGCAUUGGACAAGUACAUGGACGAACAGCGGGCCUCGGGCUUAAUGAUGGAGCACAAGAUGGACGCCAUCCUGCAGGCCAUGAAUCGCAUGGGAAAGUCGGGGGUUGCAGUGCCAGAAGCACCCAGCGAUCCGCUGCUUCAACGCGACAGCGAGGAUGAGUUGCUGGAGCUGGAGCAGAAGCUGCUCAAUCUCAAGCGGGAGAAUCGUGCCUUGACCAAAAAUCUCAAGGCCAGGGAACAGGCCUUGGAGGACCUGCGCUGCUCCGCUUGCGCUCUUUGUGAGGAGCUGCUGGUCCAGAAUGCGGAUCUCAAGGAGCAGAAUGAGCAGCUCUUGGCCAGCAGAGUUGGCCGUGACCUAAAUUCAACUGCCGCAUGUCACAAUUGCGAGCAGUCUUCCAAGCAGAUAGCCAAAAUGCAGCGACACAUUAUCGCGCUGCAGGAAGCCUUGCGGAUCUAUCAGAAAUCGGGGGAGCCCAGUUCCGGUCGUUUAUAGUAGCUAUCCAAAUUUACAUAACUUGUAUUGUCACUUAAAAUGUAUUAAAUCUUUACACACUCUGA
Molecule: messenger RNA, 1557 nt
Organism: Drosophila gunungcola (fruit fly)
Lineage: Eukaryota; Metazoa; Arthropoda; Insecta; Diptera; Drosophilidae
Exons: 2
Coding region: 146-1492 (448 amino acids)
Source: RefSeq, a predicted model, not a curated record